Vitis vinifera (wine grape) is the source of this 2142-nucleotide messenger RNA. Its product is annotated as synaptotagmin-5. Lineage: Eukaryota; Viridiplantae; Streptophyta; Magnoliopsida; Vitales; Vitaceae. Gene Ontology annotation, molecular function: lipid binding. The coding region runs from base 198 to 1901 and encodes 567 amino acids. The transcript has 12 exons. Gene Ontology annotation, cellular component: endoplasmic reticulum. The record is from RefSeq and is a predicted model, not a curated record.
AAUGUCAACUUUAUAAUAUACAUGUCGGCAAACAGGUCAUGGCCCAUUUUCCGACAACUUAAUAGGCCUCCCAAAUCUCGAUUACAACGACGAAUCAAGUCCUUAUUAUAAAACUGCUAAACCUCCUUCCCUCCGUCCAGACUCUUUAUCUCUCGCAUUUCCUCACUCUCAGUAAUAUCUCCAUUUGCCUCACAGAAAUGUCGUUUUUUCUGGGGCUGGUGAUAGGAAUAACAGUGGGAAUUGGGCUGAUCGUGCUGUUCGUGCGAUCGGAGAACAUCCGGUCGAAGCAGCGGUCCGCCCUCGCCACUACCGUUGCUGCUUUGGCUAGAAUGACUGUGGAAGAUUCUAGAAAGAUCCUCCCUUCCAAGUUUUACCCUUCCUGGGUCGUCUUCUCACAGCGCCAAAAGUUGACAUGGCUUAAUCACCAUCUCACGAAGAUCUGGCCCUAUGUGAAUGAGGCAGCGUCUGAGCUUAUAAGGACUAAUGUUGAGCCGAUUUUGGAGCAAUAUAGGCCGAUGAUAUUGUCGUCCCUGAAAUUCUCGAGAUUCACUCUUGGGACUGUGUCACCGCAAUUCACAGGAGUAUCUAUUAUUGAAGAUGGAGCUGACUGUAUUACCUUGGAGUUGGAGCUUCAGUGGGAUGGAAAUCCAAGUAUAAUACUUGACAUAAAUACUAGACUUGGUGUAGCACUACCUGUGCAGGUAAAAAAUAUUGGAUUCACCGGGGUUUUCAGGUUGAUGUUUAAGCCACUAGUUGAUGAGUUCCCUUGCUUUGGAGCUGUUUGCUUUUCUCUGAGACAAAAGAAAAAGUUGGAUUUGACUCUUAAAGUUGUUGGUGGGGACAUAUCGGCAAUUCCUGGGAUUUCUGAUGCUAUUAAGGACACAAUAGAUAAUGCUAUUGAAGAUUCCAUUAUGUGGCCAGUUCGAAAAGUUGUUCCCAUUUUGCCUGGGGAUUACAGUGACCUUGAGUUGAAGCCUGUUGGAACAUUGGAGGUGAAGCUUGUACAAGCAAAGGAAUUAACAAAUAAGGACAUCAUUGGGAAAUCAGAUCCUUUUGCUGUAUUAUAUGUACGGCCUCUACCUAACAGAAUGAAAACCAGCAAAACAAUUAACAACCAGUUGAAUCCAGUCUGGAAUGAACACUUCGAAUUUAUUGUUGAAGAUGCAUCCACUCAACACUUGGUGGUAAAAAUAUACGAUAAUGAGGGGCUUCAGGCAUCUGAAUUAAUUGGAUGUGCUCAAGUACAGCUACGUGAGCUUGAGCCCGGUAAAGUGAAGGAUGCGUGGUGGAAACUGGUAAAAGAUUUGGAGGUCCAGAGAGAUACUAAAAACAGGGGACAGGUGCACUUGGAGCUUCUGUAUGUUCCUUUUGGCAUGGAGAAUGGGUUUACAAACCCUUUUGCCCCUAAAUUUUCAAUGACAUCCCUGGAGAAGGUUCUUAAAAAUGGAGUGGAUGGAACUGAAGUUGCUGAAAAUGGAAAUGCAGUCAUGCAGAAAAAAAGGGAGGUUAUUGUUAGGGGAGUACUUUCUAUAACUGUGAUAUCUGCAGAAGACUUGCCUGUGGUAGAUCUAAUGGGAAAAGCCGACCCCUAUGUUGUACUUAUUUUGAAAAAAUCAGAAAUCAGGAACAAAACUAGGGUUGUGAAUGAUAGCUUGAAUCCAGUUUGGAAUCAAACUUUUGACUUUGUUGUUGAGGAUGGAUUGCAUGAUAUGCUGAUUCUGGAAGUCUGGGACCAUGACACAUUUGGGAAGGACUAUAUGGGAAGGUGCAUCUUGACUCUGACUAGGGUUAUAUUGGAGGGGGAAUACAAAGAAACCUUCCAGCUGGAUGAAGCCAAAUCUGGAAGACUCAAUUUGCAUCUCAAGUGGAUGCCACAACCAAUUUACAGGGACCGUGAGUGAUCCAUGUUCCUUGGCAGAUGGUCAAUCUUGGUUAUAUCCCUCUUCCACAGAAAAUGUGUACAAAUGAUGCCCACCUGCAAAUUCAUUGAUCAAUAAGCCUACAGUAAUUGUAAUAGCAAACAGGUGUACAUAAUUGUUUCACUUACUGAGUAUACUAUAGAGUAGAAAAUUUUGAAGAAAAUGGAACUGAUCAGAUUUACAUUGGAAAGAAAAGGGGGAAAUGGUUGUAUGAGUUUUUCAA